Yamadazyma tenuis ATCC 10573 is the source of this 2138-nucleotide messenger RNA. RefSeq lists its product as uncharacterized. Lineage: Eukaryota; Fungi; Ascomycota; Pichiomycetes; Serinales; Debaryomycetaceae. The record is from RefSeq and is a predicted model, not a curated record.
AAGAAGCUUUUAGUUUUUUCUAUCUCCCCAUUAAAACUUUUUCAGUUUUCACCUGAAACAACUUCCCCAACCAGGUUCGUGUUGUAAGGUGUAAGAAGCUGACCCCAAGCCAAUUCCUUACCGGUUAUCCCCAUCAAAUUUACUAGGAAAUCAAAUCCAUCGGCUUCUGUCUUGUGAUUGAUAUCAAUACCCAUCACAUCACUUUUUUAAACCAUCCAAGUGUAACAUCCACAAAAGCCUUGCAAUAUGUAUUAGUUACUACUUGUAUUGCACGUAUCUUCUUUUGUAAACUCCAAAUACUCCGUUUACCAAACCUCCAGCAACCCAUUGUCCUAGUUAACUUCAACAAAUUAUGAGUCAGUUCGACCAAACAGAACUAGCCGAUAGCUCGUUCUCAGAAGCAUCUCCCGACCGAUUAUCUUUCAAAUCAGCCAAACUGUCGACAGCAUCGUCUCUAAUAGCCGACUACACGGGAUCCCGUUCCAAGAAAGACAAGGUCAAACCAUCUUUUAACUACGAUUUAGACGUGUUUAAGUUGUGCCAGAAGUAUCUUGACGAGAAGAACCAUCAUGGGUUAGCGUUAAUCGCCCGACAACGAGGAUUGCCACCGUUUUUGCGAUUCAAAAUAUGGCCCGUGCUUCUCAAGUACCACCCGUACGUAGUAAAGCCGUCGAUUCAGCCGGACAAUGAAAAGAAAGACUCCCAGAUCACCGAGGAAGAGCUCCGCCAGAUGAUUAAAAAAGACCUCAACAAGUACUUGAUCCGGCUUCAAUAUUCCCGUGGUGGUAGCAUCAACAACCAACCCAAAGUCGGCCCUGAAGGGGGCGACGGCGAAGAAACCGAGUCCGACGAGUCCCGAGUCGAGAAACAGAUCUUCGAGACAUUAGAGAACUCGGUGGUGAAGUUCUUCUUGAAGUGGGGGAAAAUCCUCAAAUACGAUGGUGCUUUGACGUGGAUAGCGUUGGGGUUGGCCGAAUGGUUCCCUCCCAUCGCCAAAACCCAUUGGGUAUUGGUGGGAAGAGACUUGUCGUCCACCAACAACAACUCGGUCAAAGACAUGUUCACAGAUUACUCGAACUAUAUGGAGAACAUCCCUGAGUUGAAACUGUACCUUGACAAGUUGGUGGAUGAUGAGACCAUUUCCACCAUGUCGUUCCACGAUGUCUACGAACGUCUUGUUCUUGUGCUCUUGCACUGUCCAUCAAACAAGUUGCAGUCGCCCGGCCACCGAUCCAAGUGGUCUUCCAACAUGUUGAACAACGAGACCCUUUUGAACUUACCUGCCAACGGGUGUUCGAUUGAAGAGCGAGUGACGUUUUUCAUCUACAUUUUCAAAAAGUUGUUGCCCGAAUUGGCCCAUUACUUCAGUGAAGAACAGAUCUUGAACAAGUUCGGCUCUAAUGACGACGAGUGGUUGAUUUGGUGGUUGAAGUAUUGUGGGUCCAAAGUAUGGUCCCGUUUGGACAGAGGGAAGAUCUGGGAUCUUCUCCUUGGAUUCAAGUUCAAGACCCCUGGCAAAGACUACAAUGAACAGCUCCGAUUGGAUGCCAACUUACUUAGUAAGUUGGGAAACACCGACAUUUUCUGGUCCCUAAGCUUGGAUACUUUCAACUCCAAUUCGUUCAUUAAUCUUGCCAACUUGAACGUCUCGCAAGAGAUUUAUGCCAACGAGGUGGAAAUCCCUUUCCCCAAAGUCAAUCCGCAUGUUCAGUUGGUUUUUAUCGCGGUGGCAUUGUUGAAGUCCAAAGAAAACACUCUAAUCGAGUUGGAUCAACAUGAGAUCAGGCAGUACCUCUCUCGAUUACCUACCAAUUCCUACAACUUGACGAACAAGUAUCAUAUUUUCAAACAGAAGUUCGAUAAAAUGAGGGAAGACGAAAGCAGCAAGCCAUCGUCACGUUCGUCUCGGUCCUCCACCAUCGACCUUACCCCCAGAGACCCAUCUGGGUCAUUACUGGUUUCUCCAGAUCUUCACAAUAAUAUGAUCACAAACGACUCCCAGGAAAACCACUCGAUUGACUUUAUGGACAACAUCAUCAACGAGGCCGGCGAGCUCUGGCGAAAGUGGUUGUGGCUUGAAAACGAACAGUAGCAUAGACUUUAUGAUAUAGACCCAAUUGACGUAUAUUUAUUAGUUG